Messenger RNA from Bactrocera tryoni, 866 nucleotides. RefSeq names its product chymotrypsin-1. Gene Ontology annotation, biological process: proteolysis. Gene Ontology annotation, molecular function: serine-type endopeptidase activity. The transcript has a single exon. Bases 2 to 847 code for a protein of 281 amino acids. The record is from RefSeq and is a predicted model, not a curated record. Lineage: Eukaryota; Metazoa; Arthropoda; Insecta; Diptera; Tephritidae.
AAUGUGGCAACCGUAUGGUUCAAGCGAUGCCUACGCGCUUCUCUUCUUAGUUUGUCUCAGUAUUUGUGGCGAAUACACGCAGGCUCUACGUAUACCACCUGAAUAUAGAAAUUAUGAUGCCAAUGAAAACAAUGGCACAUCAAUUGAAGGUCGUAUCGUGGGCGGUGUGGCGGUGGCGGAGGGUGCCGCUCCCUAUCAAGUGCUAAUCAAAACCAUCUGGGAUUCACAUGUUUGUGGCGGUGCCAUCUUAUCAGAGCGUUGGAUACUCACCGCUGGCCAUUGUGUGGAAGAUUUUUCACUAGAAUCAUUACGUAUUGUUGUUGGCACGAAUAAAUGGAGUCAACCGGGUGCCACAUUCCGACCGGAGCUCGCCUACCGUCACUGCCGUCAAGAUAUGCCGAUGUAUCAAAAUGAUAUUGCUGUGGUGCGUCUCAACGGCACCAUCUCAUUUAAUAAUGUCACACAACCGAUUGAGUUGCAUACGCAACCACUUAAUGCUGGCGAUCCUGUUGCAAUGACGGGCUGGGGUAGUCCGCUGUUGAACCAGCCGAAUACGGAGUUGCUGCAAACACAAAACUUUACGGUUGUCUCCCGCGCGGAGUGCUUAGAGCGUUGGGAGAAUCACGAGGGUGUUGGUUUUGGACACAUUUGCACAUUUAGUAGAGAGGGUGAGGGCGCUUGUAAUGGCGACUCGGGCGGUCCGAUAGUUUAUAAGGGGAAGUUGGUUGGUUUGGUUAAUUGGGGUGCACCCUGUGCGAGAGGCAAGCCGGAUAUGCAUGCGAGUGUCAUAUACUAUCGGGACUUCAUUGAACGUUCGUUGGAGCAAUGUACGCGUCAGCGGGCAUAACGGUCUUGUUGCGACGAAA